AUGCCAGGUACUGUCGACAUCUAUGUUAGUUCGGUGUUGUACUUUGAUGGCAACCCCGCUAAAGAGAAAGAAGGCGCUCAUCAACAACGUGAGAAGGUCCGGCAGGAUGCUUCGAAGAAGGCUGAGGAGGAGGUCGAUGAGUUUGCGGGACGGGUGGACGCGGGACUUAGGAUCCGAAAACAACAUUACAUCAACAUAUACAAGAACCUCAGCAAAGGAUUCAAGUGGAAGGACAGCGACAAGGACUCAAUGAUUAAGUAUCUCACGCAGGAGAACUGCAAUGUGGUCCUAUCUGCCACCGACGCUGGUGUCAAGAUUGCGGAGGACUUUCAGAAGGGUUAUAUUGUCGUUUCCGUCGAUUCUGACUUGGCGGUUCAUCCCCGUAUCUCGUUGGUGUGGCGUCCGAUAUCACAAGGCCGUUUUCUUGAGUACAGGUUGAAUAAGGUUUUGGCAGCCCUCGGAGGUUUCAGCAGGAAACAUUUGACGGUUCUCGGAAUCGUCCCGCAUAACGAUUACAACAAGAACAUCCAUGGACUUGGAUGCGCAACCAACUUUGGCUUAGUCAAAGGUCUACCAGAAGGGGAAAUUUCGAUGAUGGUGGAGAAUUAUCUUGCGGAUCCCAGAGUCGCGCUCAAGAACAAGGCGGCGAUCAACUUUGGGACGUCCAUUAAGGUAUUUGGUAGUGGAAAGCAGACGGCUCUUCCACGCUCUGAGCCUGACGCAGAUGCACUUUCAGUCGACAAGCUCAAGGCCAAGUUUAACGUCGUCAAGGACCGACUUGCCCAAAAGACGAAGGCCGAUUCGGAAGCGAGGCUUUCGGCGAUGAGUGCUUCGACCGGCGCUCGUGUGUACCGACACAAGGCGAGCCAGCAGUUCAACCGGUACAGAGUAAUCGACCAACUUCCACCACGGGAGAAGCAGGCUCGCAGGGAUAAGAACAGGAUCGCUACUGGAGCAACGUCAUCACAGCAAACGACAGCCUCGACCUCGUUUCGACCCCGAUUCUCCUUGAAGUCCCACAUAAGGGCUCAUCAUGAGCCUCCGAGGGCGAUGAAGCAGUACACGCUCAAGCCAUGGAAGAGCAAGACCGAAGACCCUGAUAACACCCCCACCAUGCCAAUCAGCGACAAUACGAGGAGCCCAAGGUGUCACUACGAGGACCCCGUCUGCCAGCUGUUGAUGCUCAACUGGUCAAAGCCCUUGCCUGAGCACCUUUUUGCAACCCUCGAGAUUGGCACUGUUGCCACAAGCGUCAGGAGCGCAUUGAAGUUCAAGGAUGCCACAAAGGAUCCGGUGAUCGCAGCAAGGAUAACGAGGUGGCUGAUGAGACGAUCAAUUAGGAGACUAAUCGAACCAAGCGGAGAUGGCAGCAACUAUUCGGCACCUUUAUCGACAAAGUCAGGACUGAUGGCCCCACUUAAUCCAAUGAUGAUGUUGUACAAUGGUUACCCCUUUUUCGAUUUCGCAAUUGUGCAAAAGACAUAUGGAUCUGCCAGACGCAAUAAUCAACCAGACAAUCGUUUGUUUAUUCCUGUCAGGAUUCAUGGAGAUCAGCACCUUACACUCAUCGACACAGGGGCAACACACUCGUUUAUCAGCGCCAGAAUCGUAAGUCAAUAUGCAAUCCCGGUUAACAAGAUGACAGGAUGCAUUGAGUUAGCAGACUCUUCAACCAUUCAACGCGUCGGCGAGACCGAGAACGUGGAGGUGGUUUGUGGAUCGAACUUGCUUUGCGCACCAUACGAGGUUAUUGAUCAACAGCAUGCCCUUACCGUUGGUAUGGAUCUCUUUCGUCGGUAUGGCUUCAACGUAAUAGGACUACCUGAUCCAGUCAAGUCACCUGAUCGGUUACCCAUGCCUGUCGAAGACGAAAAGCCAACUUUGAUGCCUCUUACGAUUCCCGAGAUCCAAAGGACGUGUGUCAGAGUAUCCACUCUGUAUGACUGUCAGGUGACGGUCACGCAUAGGUCAUGGAUCAAAUCCCGCCAUGACCACUAA
This is a messenger RNA of Linnemannia hyalina, 1998 nucleotides long. The record is from the annotation of a GenBank genome assembly. Lineage: Eukaryota; Fungi; Mortierellomycota; Mortierellomycetes; Mortierellales; Mortierellaceae.